UCUAGAUCCAAUGUUCAUAAUGUCGAAGCAGGGUAGUGUUCUCCUGUGCGUUGGAGGUUUCACUUUCAGAAAGCACCGCCAGCGAUCCAACAAGACCCGCUGGAACUGCUCCUCGCAUAAGAACUGCAAGGCUGUGGUCUACACCUCCGAUGAUACCAACGAAAUAAUGAAAUGCAAUAAUGUACACAACCACCCAAUCAGGUUCAUCUCAGAUCGAAUUCAUCUCAACAAGAAGAGGUGGGCUUUCAAUAUUGCACGAAGGGCGCCGAUAUCACAGGAAGAAGAUCUACACUACAUGUACAUCCCUGCCGGCCACAAGAAGAAUUUGAUUAUGUUCAGAGGAUACACAUUUUCACAUUAUGGCAAAAACCUCUGGUACUGUUCCAAAAUAAAGCUCGGAUGCAAAGCUAAGCUCAAAUUAGAUGACAAAGAGCGAAUAAUUUCCGCUCACAACACUCAUUGUCACGAACCUCCGGUUUACUGCGUGACUGAUUCUGGCGAAUAUAUUUUAGUACGUUUAUCCUUCAAGUAUAUUCAGACGCCGAAACGCAAAAAUCCUAUACUAAUGUUAGGCGAGUACACUUUUACGCAGACCACUUCAGACCAACGUUAUUGGAACUGCAGCAAAAAACUAUCCACAUUUUGUCCAGCGAAGCUCCGUUUUAACAGCGACGGAAAAUUGGUUGACUACAAGCUGACCCACAAUCAUAGUCCUCCUAACUAUGUCGUCACCAAAGAUGGCAACUAUAUAAAAUUUUAAUACAGCGUUUGUUAACAAUCCUAACAAGUGCUUUUGUACUCUUAUGGUUUCCUGGGGGUCUGAAAUAGCGAGGUUGCAUGUUUCAAUAAUUAAGUUCUUAAUUUUGUUUAUUUUUUCAAAUUUUAAUAUAACAAGCUAUUUCAUUAAACAUCAAAUAAAGCUCACCUUUUUGAAAUAAAAUGUCAAAUUUGACAGCUUCGUUUAAGUAUGCGUAAAAUGAGAUUGAACGUACGUACGUAAACUUAGAUGAAACGUCAUUAGUAUAAAAUUGGAAAAUUCAUAAAUGAAACAUUACCUAUUUUAGAUAUUUCAUACAAUCUCACCAUUUCAGACCCUUUAUUUUCAUUUUAAGCGAAAGCUUUACGUUUACAUUUGCCGUGUAAAUAACAUAUCAUAACUAAUUUUAAAUUACGAAGGAAUAAAUUGAGGUCCGAUUAUGAUUGUAGUUAAUUUUAUUUAUCAGAUUCAUUUUAAAGGUGCCAUAAAUAAUAAAAGUUACUGAAAGACUUCGUAUAUAAUUAUUUCAAUUUAUUCAAUGUUAUUUUCGUUUUUAUCUAGUUAGACAGAUGGAAAGGGCUCAUGCCAUACUCUCUUUAAGCUUUGUGGCAAUGUCUUGGAGGUUGGUCGUUAGGUUCCCUGAAAUAUGUUUGAGCGAAGUGAUGACUGAAUAGCCAUCACAUACAACAUAUGAACGUAUGUUAUGCUAGUGAACUACAGCUGCCAGUGGAGACAAGUCUGCUCGGCUACCACAAUUAAUACUUUGAAAUUUUAUAAGCCAAGUAGAAGUAAAAUUACUUUAGAUUCUCAUCUAUAGAUACCAUGAGAAACAGUAUUCUUAUUUUGACAUUUGUUGACUCUGUUACGACCAAGCAUUUCGUAAGUGACUGUUUCUUUAUUUUGUUAAGUAGUAUCUUUUACCAGUUCUUCUCGACAACUACAAGAAAUCUUGAAGUUAUGUUAGGAAAAUACGGACAUUCCAAAUCAGUUGUUUUAUAUUAGCGGUUUGAACAAAAUUAUUUAAUUCUUUUUUCAUAACUUAAAAACCAACCUUAUGAAUUUGUUUCAGAUUUAACCUACGAGUAUAUUGUGUUGCCGUCACGCAAAAGGCCAUUGCUAAUGUUGCAGAAGUACACUUUUACGCAGACCACUUGCGAUAAACGUUAUUGGAACUGCAGAAAGAAAUCGUCUACCAAAUGUGAAGCGAAGCUCCGUUUUAACUACGACGGGAAGUUGGUGCAUUACCAACUGGUUCAUAAUCAUCUUCCUCCCACGCCCAACUUCUCUGUCACCUAGGAAGGCAAAUUUGUGAAAUUUUAGUUCCACGUCAGUGAAAAUCCGAAGCAAAUUUAUCCUAUAAGUUUAUUGAGUUAUCAAGACGCAAAAAGCCGUUGAUAAUGAUGGGGAAGUACACUUUCGCGCAGACCAAUACUGAUCAACGUUAUUGGAACUGCAGCAAGAAAUUCUCCAAUCAAUGUCCAGCAAAGCUCCGUUUUAACUGCGACGGCAAAUUGGUUCACUACGAGCUGAUCCAUAACCAUAGUCCUCCGAACUAUAUUGUCACCAAGGAUGGCAAAUACUUCAAGAUUUAGUUUCCACAUCAGCGAAACUCCUAUCAAUAAUUGUAUUGGAAAUUCAGGAACUCUUGAUUAGAAUUAGUUAAAGGUUUAUUUUUGAAAAUUUCACGAUCAUUUAAAAUGUGUUUAACGUUACAAAUAAUUAAUGACUAAAUAACAACAUUCUGUAUUAGGGAAAAAGUUUCUUCGCAUUUAUAUGUAAAUUCAAAACAUUUUUUUAGUUUAUUUACAUUUAACUACAGUAUGUAUAUCUCUUUGCCAUCUUGAAGGUAACGUCAUGAUCCCAUUGCUAUAGAAAUUUUCGGGCUACUGAUCAAAAAACCACGACAAGUGGUUUUGACAGUCCUCUCAUGAUACUAGUAACCUGACAUUGCCGAAAGAAUUCUGAAGAGACCGAAACAGGUGGAAAUAUGAAGGUGCAAGGUCAGGACUAUACGGUGGAUGGAUUAAAAUCUCCCAGUCUCUUAUUUUUUACUAAGUGGCGAAAUAUGUUUGAGGUCUAGCGUUAUCAUGAUGAAAAUCCACACCCUUUCUGUUCAUUAAUUCCGGUAGUUUUCCCUCUACAUCUUACUUUAAUCUCAUAAGUUACACUCGUCAUUAGCUCAUUACACGUUUCAUUAGAUUUCUUUUAGUGAAUAUGUCGAGCUUAUUUAUGUACCUAGCUUUAUUCAAAUGCGCCAAAACUGUUUUGUGGUAAAAUCCCAGUUCUACAGCUACGUCGUAACUACUGAUAUGCCGAUAUCGCUCCACUUUUGGCCGAUGUCGUGACCAGAACAACGUGCAUCUUUCGUGAAAACGCUUAAACCUAAUUUUUGUUACUCUCACAAAUACUAGUACUAGGUCCAUAAACAUCACAAUUUUUUUCGCGGCUUGCGUUGCACUUUUACCUUUUUUGUAGUAAAAUUAUAAAAUGUAUCUCUAAUUUCUUCGUGAGAUUCAUUCAUCUUGUACAGUAAGAUACACAAAUGAACAUCACACAUUUUUCUAAUUUGAAUUUGGAAUUAUCUUCUUUGAAAUUUAAACUUUUUAUUGAUACCAAAACCAGACCGAUACAAAAAGUAUAACCAAAGAGAUUUUAUUACAGGUUCAUACAUACUAUAACGCGAUCAGACUUUUUCCCCAACCUAUUAUUUUAUAGUCAUUGCAUAUCCCCUCGUGUGUGUGUGUGUAAGCACAAGUGGCUGAUUUCUGCCACGAGUUCAGAAAAUAAA
Molecule: messenger RNA, 3545 nt
Organism: Chilo suppressalis (striped riceborer)
Lineage: Eukaryota; Metazoa; Arthropoda; Insecta; Lepidoptera; Crambidae
Source: the annotation of a GenBank genome assembly